Messenger RNA from Marasmius oreades (fairy-ring Marasmius), 2409 nucleotides. RefSeq lists its product as uncharacterized. The record is from RefSeq and is a predicted model, not a curated record. The coding region runs from base 1 to 2409 and encodes 802 amino acids. NCBI's taxonomy places the organism in Eukaryota, Fungi, Basidiomycota, Agaricomycetes, Agaricales, Marasmiaceae. The transcript is spliced from 5 exons.
AUGGCAAACCACUCUACGCCAGGUCCCAGUGCCCCAGGUCCGCGAGGGGCUAAGAGAAAGCCCGCUUCUUCCUCGUCUCGAGAGUCGCUCAACAUCAGCACGUGGCCGACGCAGACCAGGCUCGGCGAUGACGCUCGCGAAGAAAUCGUGAACAAGUACAAUUGCAUUCCCGAAAAGUCUGUGGCAGAUUUUCUCUCUGACCAUGUUCCCCGUUUCCCCGUGGCAGUUCUCGAAGAUGUUAUGGCCCAGUUGAAGAAGCAGACAAAGUUGCCUAGUAGCACGAAAUUUGCUGGCGAUGCUCAACGUUGUACCCCACUCAUGCCGGCUGGAACUGUAUAUGGUUAUAAUUCGAAAUCGCGAGCGAAAAAGCCUCGAGCGUUCUGUCACCUUUACGACCUUAUCAGGGCUAUUCUUGAGCUUGCAGCUCAAAUCAAUGGCCGCACUUGGGUUGCCCAUAGUUCCAAACAACAGCACCUUCCCGGCGAGAGAGUCAAGCCAAACUCUUCAUGCCCUGAUUCCUUUCUCUACCUGAUUCCAAACUUGAGGCUCCUGGAAGAGAUGGGAUGGGAACAGCUUCUUUGCGUUGGCGAGGUAAAGAACAAAAAGAGUGAGCAGGACGAGCAGGACAACUGGGUCAAGGUGGUUUGGGGAAUGCACCAUAUUAUGCGGAACGACCCGUGCCGGCUCUUCACAUUCGGAUAUACCCUAGAAGACGACCAAGCGAGGCUUUGGUAUCAUUCGCGGUCUAGUGUUGUUGUAUCAGAGCCGUUCAAUUGGAUUGAGGACCCAAAACCAUUCAUCACAUUUAUUCUUGCGUUGGCAUUGACCAACAACCACUCUCCCGUCAAACCAGACUCUGCUGCGCCAGUUCCCCCACGCGCUAAAGCAAACGAGCUCCCUACUCUGUACGAACAACACUCCGAUUACCUAGAGCGAAUUGGUAUCGAUUCUACGAUGAAGAGGGUGCUGGUGAGAGACGGUAUCCAGUACGAAAUCACUGUGAAGGGGCCGGUGGACGGGAAGGAAGGCAUACAGACGUUGGUUUUCGUCACAAAGGAGGUCCUGUGUGAUUUCAAAGUCGACAACGGAACAGGCCGCGCCACCCGCGUUUGGCUGGUUCACGAUAAGGAUGGUGGCGAGUCCGUCGAAUACGUCUUGAAGGAUGUAUGGCUGGAACACGGAGCUGUGGUAGAAGGGGAUAGCCUCACACAUCUCGCAAAUCUAGUCAAGGUCGACGAGCGCCAGCAUUCCGUGCCAGUGAAACAAUGGUACCGUGAUCAUCUGUUGCAUAUGCAUACCCAUGAGGAACUCGGACAGAAUGUGCUCGGUGUACGCGGCAAACACAGUUGCAUUCACCUUCUCCCCGCCAGGGCCAUCCAUUCCGGCUCUCAAAGGGCGAACUUCCAUGGUAGCCACGAGUUUGACGAACCAGAUCGUUUUCACUAUAGGAUCGUCUUGCAGGGUGCGAUGAAACCAUUGGAGUUGGUUCGUUGUCGGAGGACAUGCUCCAAGGUAGUCAUUGGGAUUUUCCGAGCGUGUUGGGUACUAUGGAUUUACGGAAUGGUUCAUCGUGAUGUUAGUAGUUGGAACGCCUUUUGGGAUCCCAAAUUAUCAACUGGGCGGCUCGGAGACUUUGACUACCUUGUUGAGUAUGCUGGAACUGAGACGGGCAGGACCAGAACUGGCACUCCUCACUUCUGGUCAGUGGAGGUUGAAGCACAGUACUACCUGUAUGGUGACCCCGAAGACUGUGAUAACAGUGAUUCCGAAUCCCUGGACAUCCCCGUUUUCAAACACAAUCUUCUCCAUGACCUCGAAUCCGUCUUCUGGGUCAGCUUAUGGACCGUCCUAUACCUUGUUGACAGUGAUGCUAGCCAGGACAAUCACGGGAAGGCCAAACAAGUCUUGAACGAGGAACAACGAAAACUCUACCAACGGAUCUUCCCGGACGGCGAACCAGUUGGUGUGCAUCAAGCCCGUCGCUGCUUUAUCGGUGUAAAUACUAUCCAAGGUCGCUGCCAACGCAGGAAACUACGGAAAUAUGCAAGUCAGAUGCCCGAGAAAACUUGUGAAUUGAUCGAUUUCCACUUUGGAAGGCUCCGUCGUGUCCUUGUAUCUCACUUUCGGAAGGUGGAAAAGGACUUGGUUCCUAAUGCCUUCAUCCCUUUCGAGAAUCCUGUAUUCGAAGGCGCGCUUAACACGCUGGGGAAAUUACUCGAGGAAGUUGCCUCGAAAUUGGAUGAUUCCGAGUAUCCGGUUUCGCCACUCUCGGAACACCAGUUCGUGCUCGAACGCGAGCUUGCGCCGUUGUUAAAUCCUGAAGACGCCCUCGCGCCAGCUGCUGGACCCUCAAAACCCUCCAAAAAGCCAAAGAACCCUCGAAAACACGGCGGCGGGGAAAGUAAAUGA